Gaeumannomyces tritici R3-111a-1 is the source of this 4537-nucleotide messenger RNA. RefSeq lists its product as hypothetical. Gene Ontology annotation, biological process: L-citrulline biosynthetic process; 'de novo' pyrimidine nucleobase biosynthetic process; UTP biosynthetic process. NCBI's taxonomy places the organism in Eukaryota, Fungi, Ascomycota, Sordariomycetes, Magnaporthales, Magnaporthaceae. Bases 407 to 3958 code for a protein of 1183 amino acids. Gene Ontology annotation, molecular function: metal ion binding; aspartate carbamoyltransferase activity; ATP binding. Gene Ontology annotation, cellular component: cytosol; cytoplasm. The transcript is spliced from 11 exons. The record is from RefSeq and is a predicted model, not a curated record.
AUAGAAUCCGCUUAUCCUGUUACUUUUCUCUUCUUUUUGCGGGCCUUUUUUUUUUUUCGAACGCAGCGUGUUCGUGAACUUCACCUGUUGAAAAGCGGAUCGCCCUGACGAUCCAAAACCUGUUGAUACUUUGUCACCCCACUGUAGCUUGGGGCGUGACGCAGUGAUUUGACAAACUUUUUUUUUUCCGUCCCCGGUCCGGUCACGCAUCCAUCCCCGGCCGAUUCUGUUACACCCGGCCAAAACGCCUGUCAAAGCUCAACCGCUCUCGACCGUGGAACCCAACCUCGGGGGUUCAUAAUUGGGACUCCAAUUCCCAUCUGACUUGCUCUCCUCGGAUCCCUCGAGCUCUGGUGCAAGCAAUUGACGGCCCCGAAGCACCCUCCUUGACACACACGCCCACGCCAUGGCGAGCAGACUGGCCGGCCGAGCUCCGGCUCUGCUCCGAUCCCAGGGCCUGGCCGCCCCGCGCCUCUGCCAGCCUCUGGCCGCCCGCACUUUCACUCGCGCCGCCAGGCCGGAGCUUCGCACAGCUGCGCUGAGGUUGUCGCAAACACACGACGGCCUCGCCCAGUCCAAGCUGGUGCCGAAGCGCCUUUUUACCGCGACCGCAGCCGCCUUGGCACAGCCUGCCCCUGAUGCCAGCUCGUACCUCCAGAACUUGCCGAGCGACAUGCUCAAGCAAGCCGCCUCCGACAUCAAGAAGGUGCUCGUUGUCGGGAGCGGUGGCCUGGCCAUUGGCCAGGCCGGCGAGUUUGAUUACUCAGGCUCACAAGCUCUGAAGGCUCUGAAGGAGGCCGGCAUCGCCUCGGUCCUCCUCAACCCGAAUAUCGCUACCAUCCAGACCAACCACUCGCUCGCCGACGAGGUCUACUAUCUUCCCGUGACCGCCGAGUACUGUACCCACGUCUUCGAGCGCGAGCGCCCAGACGGAAUCUUUCUCGCGUACGGCGGCCAGACCGCGCUGAACCUGGGAGUUGAGCUUCACAACAAGGGGAUAUUGGCCAAGUAUGGCGUCAAAGUGCUUGGGACGAGCGUCCAGACCCUCGAGCUCAGUGAGGACCGUGACCUGUUUGCCAGGGCCCUGGACGAGAUCAACAUCCCUAUCGCCAAGUCAAUUGCUGUCAACACUGUUGACGAGGCGCUGGACGCUGCCGAGAAGAUCGGGUAUCCCAUCAUCGUCCGCGCGGCGUAUGCUCUGGGUGGGCUGGGAAGUGGAUUCGCCAACAACCGCGAGGAGUUGAAACAAAUGGCCGCCAGGAGUUUGACCCUGUCGCCCCAGAUUCUGGUUGAGAAGAGUCUAAAGGGCUGGAAGGAGGUUGAGUACGAGGUUGUUCGUGAUGCAGAGAACAACUGCAUCACAGUUUGCAACAUGGAGAACUUUGACCCCCUUGGAAUCCACACUGGCGACUCGAUCGUCGUGGCGCCGUCGCAGACGCUGUCCGACGAGGAGUACCACAUGCUCCGGUCUGCCGCCAUCAAGAUUGUCCGCCAUCUUGGUGUCGUGGGCGAGUGCAAUGUCCAAUAUGCGCUUCAGCCGGAUGGUCUUGACUACCGUGUGAUUGAAGUCAACGCCCGUCUCUCCAGGUCGUCGGCGCUCGCCUCGAAAGCGACGGGCUACCCUCUCGCUUACACCGCUGCCAAGAUUGGUCUUGGCAAUGCCCUCCCCACCCUGCCCAAUGCCGUCACAAAGACGACCACUGCCAACUUCGAGCCGUCUCUGGACUAUGUUGUCGUCAAGCAGCCCCGCUGGGAUCUUUCCAAGUUCCAGCACGUUAGCAGGUCUAUCGGAUCCUCGAUGAAGUCGGUCGGUGAAGUCAUGGCCAUCGGCAGGACCUUUGAGGAGGCCGUCCAGAAAGCCAUCCGCAUGGUGGACCCCAAAUUCCCGGGCUGGUACAAUCCCAACAAGAAUGCCGAGAAGUUCCCGGACCUUGACUACGAGCUGCAGAACCCUACAGACCGCAGGUGGCUCGCCGUUGCCCAUGCCAUCGUCCACGAGGGCUACAGCGUUGACAAGGUUCACGAGCUCACCAAGAUCGACCGCUGGUUCCUUCACAAGCUGCAGAACAUUGCGGACCUCGCUAAGGAGAUUGAGUCCGCCCCAUCCCUUCAAUCCCUGAGGAAGAACAAGGUGCUCCGGGCGAAGCAGCUUGGAUUCUCGGACCAGCAGAUCGCCUUGGCGCUGGCCGUUGGAGGUGUCAAGGUCACCGAGACCGAAGUCAGGGAGCACCGCAAGAAACUGGGCGUCACCCCCUUCGUCAAGAGGAUCGACACCCUGGCAGCAGAGUUCCCGGCUUCGACCAACUACCUGUACUGCACCUACAACGCCUCUGUUCACGAUGUUGAGUUUGGCGACAACGGUACCAUCAUCCUCGGCAGUGGUGUUUACCGUAUCGGCAGCUCGGUUGAAUUCGAUUGGUGCGCCGUCUCGGCAACCAAAGGCAUCCGCAGCAGCGGCGAGAAGACGGUCAUGAUCAACUACAACCCAGAGACCUACUCGACCGACUUCGAUGUGGCUGACAGGCUCUACUUUGAGGAGCUGAGCUACGAGCGCACAAUGGACAUUUACGAGCUUGAGGGUGCCAAGGCCGCUGUGGUUGGCUUUGGUGGCCAGCUACCGCAGAACAUUGCGCUGAAGCUCCAGGAGGUCGGCAAGGCCAAGAUCCUAGGAACCGACCCCCAGGACAUCGACAAGGCUGAGGACAGGAAGAAGUUCUCGUCCAUCCUCGACAGUAUUGGCGUCGACCAGCCCGAAUGGGCCGAGCUGACGUCUACUGAGGAGGCCAAGUCAUUUGCCAACAAGGUCGGAUAUCCUGUCCUCGUCCGGCCUAGCUACGUCCUGUCUGGUGCGGCCAUGACGGUGAUCCGGAGCGAGGAGGAGCUGGCCGAGAAGCUCGAGGCCGCGUCCUCUGUGAGCCCAGAACACCCUGUGGUCAUCAGCAAAUUCAUCGAGGGAGCCGCCGAGAUCGACGUCGACGGUGUUGCCCACGACGGAAAGCUGCUGGUCCACGCCGUCUCGGAGCACGUUGAGCAGGCCGGCGUCCACUCUGGCGAUGCGACCCUUGUGCUGCCGCCCCAGAGCCUGGACGAACAGGUUAUGGAGCGCGUCAAGGAGAUCGCCCAAAAGGUGGCCAAGGCCUGGAGGAUCACGGGUCCGUUCAACAUGCAGAUCAUCAAGGCCGAUGUCCCUGGUGAGCAGCCCCAGCUGAAGGUCAUCGAGUGUAACCUGCGCGCCUCGCGCUCGUUCCCCUUUGUGUCCAAGGUGCUCGGUGUCAACUUUGUCGACGUGGCGACCAAGGCGCUGCUUGGCAAGGACGUCCCAGAGCCCGUCGAUCUCAUGAAGAUCAAGCGCCCCUAUGUCGCCACCAAGGUUCCGCAGUUUAGCUGGACGCGCCUGGCUGGCUGCGAUCCCUUCCUGGGUGUCGAGAUGUCGUCGACGGGCGAGAUGGCCUGCUUUGGCAAGGACCUUGUUGACGCCUACUGGGCUUCGGUUCAGUCGACCAUGAACUUCCGUGUCCCGGAGCCGGGUGAGGGCAUCCUGCUUGGCGGCCAGACGGACAGAGACUGGCUCACCAAGGUUGUCGACCAUCUUAGCCCGCUUGGAUACAAGUUCUACGCCGCCGGAGACGACGUCAAGGAGUUUGUCGAGAAGACUGCCAAGGGCAACGUGACGGUGGAGAAGAUCACGCUGCCUGAAGACAAGGUUGCGCUGCGGGAGGCCUUCCAGCAGCACAACGUCAAGGGCGUCUUCAACCUGGCCCUGACCCGUGCCAAGACGACGUCUGAUGUCGACUACAUCAUGCGUCGCAAUGCGGUCGACUUCGGUAUCCCCCUGUUCAUGGAGCCUCAGACGGCAAUUCUCUUUGCCGAAUGCAUGAGCAAGAAGCUGCCCCGUCAAGAUGGCAUCCCGACCGAGGUUCGCCGGUGGUCCGAGUUCAUCGGUGGCAAGCCCCUGUAAACCCUUGGCAUUUCCAUGGAUUUUAAAUACCCACCAAGGCGUUGGCUUUUGACGCGUCUCUUUUGCAUGACAGGUCCGCAGCACAACAUGUGGACCUGGCCAUGUAUGGCUGCUGAUUUUCUGGGGUGACACCUACCUUGGAUCUCAUUUGGUGUCGGACAGUCAACCUCGGAAUCGACGGGUUAGCGUGGCGUUGGCUUGGGAAAGAGGAGAACAUGGUAGCUGAUGGGAAAACUACAUUGUGUAACAAGAAAAAAAAGGGUUUGGCGUCGAUGAAGCGUUGCGAGCAUUACCUCUCUCCAAAAUAGCAAAGGUUGAAACCAUGGGGGUUUUCUCAAUCGGGGUUACCACUGGCACACACCCGAUAUAUAAAACCGGAUGUAAACAGAUGUAUUUUUUUACCUGUCCCAUUUCAGUAGUACACUAGUACGUUCCGGGGGUUACUUCAAUCGUCUGAAAAGGGGAAAGGUUAUAGGAGGAUAAGGAAAAAUAUCAAACAGGGUUCCAACUUGACACAAGGAAAGUCGAGACGAGCCAGUCCAGGGAAGUGAGGGGAGAGGGGUGAUUGCGACAUUGGCC